AUUUAUUUAUUGAACAAGUGUGAUUUACACGAAAUAGAAGAUUAGUUGUAUUAUUUUCAAGGCAACAGUACAGUGCUGUAGUGUUUAGUCUCCUUUAAGAGAUAUGGAGAUAUUGACUAAUUAUGCAGAGGAAGUAAGAUGGAAGAACAAGAGCCUCUGCUGGAUAGCGUCGAUCAGAAAAAUGCAGGAGGCUUCAGAAAUAUGUCAUUCAUCAUCGCAAAUGCGUCGUUUGAGAAGGCAGCAACUUUCGGGCUGAAUGCAAAUAUGAUUCUGUACUUGACAAAUGACUAUCAUUUGGGCAUGGUCAGUGGGGCAAAUAUUGUAAAUUUAUGGACAGCAGCUGGAAAUUUUUUGCCUGUUGUGGGUGCUUUUGUUGCAGAUUCGUCUGUAGGUCGCUAUCCAUUGAUUGCAUUUGGAUCCAUUGUUGGCCUUAUGGGAACGAUUCUGUUAUGGCUAACAACCAUGAUUCCACGAGCAAGGCCUCCCUUCUGCAGUGUUUCUACCGCACAAUGUGACCCCUCCACUACUUUCCAAGUGAUUGUUUUAUGCUUCUCUCUCGGGCUCUCAUCAAUUGGCGUCGGGGGAAUCAGAUCAGCUUCCAUGGCCUUUGGUGCAGAUCAAUUUGUCAAGGGAUACAAUAAGGAAAAAAGUUUGGCAGCUUUAGAAAGUUACUUUAGCUGGUAUUAUGCUGCUACUGUACUCGCGAUCACCAUUUCUUUAACUUUUGUUGUCUAUAUUCAAGAACAAUUAGGUUGGCAAGUUGGUUUUGGAAUUCCUGCCGUGUUCAUGUUGUUGGGAGCUUUGUUAUUCUUUUCGGCAUCCUCAUUCUACAUCAGAUCAAAGGAUACAUCAAGCCUGAUCACCGGCUUUUUCCAAGUGAUUGUAGCAUCCUACAAAAACAGAAAUUUCACAUCUGACUCAGAUAAAACUAUUGUCUACCACCAUAAGAAGGAAUCAGAACUUAUAGUACCAAGCGCGAAACUGAGGUUUCUCAAUAAAGCCUGCAUUGUUGGAGACUCUAAGAACUACUUGACUGGCAAGCAGAUUCCGGGCUCAUGGAGCCUCUGUACAAUAGAUCAAGUGGAGGAGUUAAAGGCGGUAUUGAAGGUGAUCCCAAUGUGGUCAACAGGAGUCUUAAUGUCUGUAACCGUGAGUCAGGGCAGCAUAACAUUAGUCCAAACAAUGUCCAUGGAUCGACACAUCACUUCAAGCUUUGAAAUCCCAGCAGCAUCAUUAAGCAUCUCCUUUUUCAUUUCUGCCAUACUAUGGAUUCUUUUUUAUGACCGCGUAAUUGUCCCAAUAGCAUCAAGAUUAUUAGGAAAGCCUUUUUAUCUCACCCCCAAGCUGAAAAUGGGAAUUGGAAUACUUCUGUCAAUUUUAUUUAUGGCUGUCUUAGCAUUCAUAGAAUACACAAGAAGAGGAAUUGUACUAAAACAAAAAAUUUCAGACAAUCAAGAAUCCGCGGCAAAAAUGUCUGCACUCUGGAUUAUUAUACCAUACUGUUUGAUUGGCAUUGGAGAGGCUAUGAACACAGUAGGCCAAUAUGAGUUCUUUUACUCAGAGUUCCCGAAAAGCAUGUCAAGCAUUGCUUCAACUCUGCGUGACUUAUCCUUGUCUGUCGGAGGCUUGGCAGCAACUUAUAUAUUGACCAUUGUCGAUCAGGUUUCAAGAAGAAACGGAAAACCAAGUUGGAUUUCAAGCAACAUAGACCAGGGUCAUUAUGAUUACUAUUAUUUGGUGAUUGCUGGCUUGUGUGUUAUCAACAUGUUCUAUUAUGUUCUUUGUAGUUGGGCUUAUGGUCCUUGUGAAUUGUCAGCUAGGAAGGAUUUUCAGCAACAAGAUAAAAUUGAUGAGGACUGAUUUAGUUUGGUUAAGAUAAUGGACUUGCUUAUGCACUGUAUUGUAAAAUUUCUUCUGUUAAUAAUUUUUGUAAAUUAGUAUCAAUUCAAACCUUU
Messenger RNA from Daucus carota subsp. sativus, 1955 nucleotides. RefSeq names its product protein NRT1/ PTR FAMILY 1.2. The record is from RefSeq and is a predicted model, not a curated record. Gene Ontology annotation, molecular function: transmembrane transporter activity. Gene Ontology annotation, biological process: transmembrane transport. Lineage: Eukaryota; Viridiplantae; Streptophyta; Magnoliopsida; Apiales; Apiaceae. Gene Ontology annotation, cellular component: plasma membrane. Bases 139 to 1860 code for a protein of 573 amino acids. The transcript is spliced from 4 exons.